AUGAUCAAGGACAACGCCCCCACCAUGCCCAACUGGAAGCGUCUCAACGUUGGUGUCAUCGGCGGUGGCAUCGGCGGCAUGUCAGUAGCCAUCGCUCUCCGCCGCGCAGGCCACGACGUCACCAUCUACGAGCGCUCAGACUUUGCCGGUGAAGUCGGCGCCUCAGUAUCCUGCGCCGCCAACGGAACUCGCUGGCUGCACGAGUGGGACGUCGAUGUCGCCAAGGGUGACCCCGUCGUUCUCAAGAAGCUCAUCAACCGCGACUGGAAGACCGGCGAGCCUGUCAGUGUCUACGAUCUCGAUGACUACGAGAAGCGUUGGGGUUUCGUGUACAACAUGUUUCACAGACAAUACAUGCACGCUAUGCUCAAGGAUACUGCUAUGGGCGAGGGUGAGGGUACCCCUGCUAAGCUACUGGUCAACCACAAGUGCUCCGCUAUCGACUUCCCCACAGGCACUAUCGCCUUUGAGAAUGGUGUCACUGCCAAGCAUGAUCUUAUCAUUGGUGCUGAUGGUAUUGGCUCUGCUGUUCGAAGGAUCCUCGGCAUCAACCCCGAGAAGAAGCCCUCUGACCAGAGCUGCCUCCACUGCAACGUCACAACCGAAGAGGCCGUCAAGGCUGGUCUCGUCGACUACUCACAAAACAGUGCUCUUGAGUACUGGGGCGGUCAAGAAGGAAAGUGGGACAAGAUCGUCCUCUCUCCUUGCAACGGUGGCAAGCUCCUCUCAUACUACUGCUUCUUUCCCCGCGAGCAGGGUGACUACACUACACAGGCCUGGGGAUCUGAGGAUCUCCCCACCGAGGAUCUCCUCAAACCUUAUCCCGAGCUCGACCGUCAAGUCUUUGGACAUCUUGCCAUUGGAAAGGAGAUUCAGCCCUGGCGUCUGUGGGUUCACCAGCCUUACCCCUACAUCGCCAAGGAGAACGUCUGCCUUCUCGGAGAUGCUGGUCACCCCAUGAUGCCUCAUCAGUCUCAGGGUGCAUGCAUGGCUAUUGAGGAUGCUGCUGCUCUCGGAAUCCUGUUCAGCAAGCGAUACUUUAACGGUGAUGUCAAGCAGGCUCUGUCUGUCUACGACAAGGUCCGCCUACCCCGAGCUACCCGUGUCCAAGCUGCUGCUGCCAAGGCUGCCUACAACAUCAACGAGCGAAUUGGCUUCUCUGUGAACAAGGACAUCUCUACAUACAAGGUUGAGAACGAGAAGGAGGUUCUUACUAUCGAGGAGAUGAACACAUAUGAUAUGUACAAGGAUAUUGAGGAGAAGUUGGCAAAGGCUCAAGGAGAGAAGUACGCUGGUGGCUUCCUCAACGGUCUGCCUCUGGGUCUUGAACUACCUAACGGUGUCAUUAUCGGUGCAUAA
Fusarium subglutinans is the source of this 1359-nucleotide messenger RNA. RefSeq names its product salicylate hydroxylase. The transcript is spliced from 2 exons. NCBI's taxonomy places the organism in Eukaryota, Fungi, Ascomycota, Sordariomycetes, Hypocreales, Nectriaceae. Gene Ontology annotation, molecular function: FAD binding; monooxygenase activity. Bases 1 to 1359 code for a protein of 452 amino acids. The record is from RefSeq and is a predicted model, not a curated record.